Molecule: messenger RNA, 1594 nt
Organism: Candidula unifasciata
Lineage: Eukaryota; Metazoa; Mollusca; Gastropoda; Stylommatophora; Geomitridae
Source: the annotation of a GenBank genome assembly
UACAACUUUGAUUGCUUACUCUGCUGUUUAUAUGAUAAAUAUCUUUUCUCUACAGUUGAACACAUCUACUCCUGCUACCAGACCUGAACUGAUUGUUAGCACCGUCGAUCAGGAACCAUUCAUCUCACGCAGGGUAACAAGUUCGGGUGAGGAGUAUGCAGGAUUUCUGGUUGAUCUGCUCGAUGCAAUCGCCGAGAAGGCUGGGUUCACAUACAGGUUUAUUCAGGCAUCCGAUGGAACCACCGGCUAUAACAGGCAAGCAGGCUGGACUGGUGUCAUCGGGGAUGUCUUGUCUGGGAGAGCUGACAUUGGUGGUGCUGCCUUGACCGUAACACCGGAACGGGAGGAGUAUAUUGACUUCACGAAACCCUACAUGUCCAACAGUGUCAAUCUUCUGGUCCACAAACCAACAUGGGCUGACCUUGGACUUGGUUACCUAGUUCGUCCAGUCUCUAACGAUUACUGGGCUCUGUUCCUUGUGGUUCUAUUCCUGAUUGGACUCGUCUUCUUCGUCAUUGGCACACUCAGUCCCUACGAAUGGGGAAACGUCGCUGCAGACAGAGAUCCGAGGGGAGCCAAGAACAGUUUUACACUCAGAAAUAGUUAUCUGUUUGCACUCAGUACACUGACAUGGCAAGGUUUCCGAGAGGCACCUCACUCCAUCUCUGGGCGAAUCAUGGCAGCUUUCUGGUGGAUGUUUGUGCUGUUCACACUGAUAGCAUACACAGCCAAUCUGACUGUCUACAUGCUCUCCAGACCAGAGCAGCUACCAGAGAUGCCGUUCAGAACUUAUGAAGACCUGUUAGAGAGUAAUAUCGGCAUCGGGGCUAUUAAUUUCGGGUCAACUGAAAGCUUGCUAAGGAAAAGUCCUAAUCCCACACUCAAAAGGCUAUGGGAAAAGAUGAAUUCUAAGAACUCCUGGAUUGAUAGCUACAGUGAGGGUAUUCACAGAGUUAAAACUUCCAACGGUAACUUUGCCAUAUUCUUGGAAACAUCAACUGCGGAGUAUGUUGCCAGAAGAAAUUGUGAACUUAUGAUCUAUGGCGAAAGUCUCUUUCCAUCAGCCCUGGCCUUUGGUCUACGUAGAGGAUCACCCUUGAAGAAUAAGAUCAACAAAGCUAUUGAAGAGCUGAGAGAAAACAAUUUUCUGGAGUCGCUCAAAGAACAGUAUUGGCGCUUUAGUGGAGAGUGCGUGAAUAUUGAUGGCAGGCAGUUUGUGCAGACAGAAAAUUGUGUUCAUUCACAAGGUGGCAUUCUAAGCUCCCUGCCGAUCUACCCAAUCACAUUAAAGGACAUGUCUGUGGCCAUCUUGUUGCUCUUCCUCGGAUUUAUUGCAGCCAUGAUUUUCCUUGUUAUCGAAGUUCUACAUUAUGCUGUCACCAAGCAGGGUAAGAAAAUUGAGAAGCCAAAGAUCCUCAAGAACCCACCGAAAAUCUUCAGACCAAAACCUAAAGCAGCCAAGGCUGAACCUGCUGAAGCUGAAGGAGAAGCUGGGCCUAGCUCAGAUGGUUUAGAGAGUGUUCCUCUUGAAGAUGCUGGAGAAGAACCUGGGCCAAGUGCUGACGAAGGCGAAAAAGUCCAGGUCUUGUUUUAG